This is a messenger RNA of Argiope bruennichi, 3526 nucleotides long. RefSeq names its product DNA polymerase delta catalytic subunit-like (gene PolD1). The coding region runs from base 129 to 3425 and encodes 1098 amino acids. Gene Ontology annotation, biological process: DNA-templated DNA replication; DNA replication proofreading; nucleotide-excision repair, DNA gap filling. The record is from RefSeq and is a predicted model, not a curated record. Gene Ontology annotation, molecular function: DNA binding; nucleotide binding; 3'-5'-DNA exonuclease activity. The transcript has 20 exons. Gene Ontology annotation, cellular component: delta DNA polymerase complex. NCBI's taxonomy places the organism in Eukaryota, Metazoa, Arthropoda, Arachnida, Araneae, Araneidae.
AAGUUCACAAUUUUUUGUUUUAUUGUUUAUUUAUUUGAGCGGGAACGAGUGACGAUCGAAAAUUGCGCGAAAUAGAAACUAAAGUGGUUUUUUUUAUCUUUAGGGAAUUUAAUAAGGCAAAACAAAUCAUGGAUUCAAAGCGGAAAUCAUUUUCAAGCAGUCAAGGACCACCAAAAAAAGUUUUUAAGAAGAAAAAUGAUGAUGAUGACUUUGAAAGGAGUAAUUUUGAAGAAGAGUUGGCCCUUAUGGAUGAUUUGGAAGAGGAAUUUCAAGCUCAGUCUUUAGAAUUGCUUGAUUCUGCAGGUGAAGAUGUUGAUUCUCAGCUUUCUGCCAAUGUCAAAUGGAUUCGUCCACCACCUCCAGAAAUAGAUCCAAAUUCUGACUCAAUAAUAUUCCAGCAGCUUGAUAUUGACUGUUACAUAGGUCAGCCAGUUCCUGGCAUGACUGGGUGUAAAUCUGGACCAGUUCCGAUUAUGAGAAUGUUUGGUGUUUCAAUGGAGGGAAACAGCAUACUUUGUCAUGUCCAUGGCUUUCUGCCUUACUUCUUUGUGCCAGCUCCUGAAAAUUUCCAGCAAUCUGAUUGUGCUAGAUUUAGGGAGAUUCUAAAUUCUGCUUUGAUAUCUGACAUGAAAUCAAAUAAAGAGAACAUUCGUGAUGCUGUACUUGCUGUGGAAAUUGUACAGAAAGAAAAUAUAUAUGGUUACACAAAAGGUGGCAAAAGACCAUUUCUAAAGAUCACAGUUUUGCUUCCAAAAUUCAUGCCAGCUGCAGCUCGUUUGCUUGAAAAUGGAAUUAAAUGGAAUGAUUCUACUUCGCAAACAUUUUCUGUGUUUGAAACAAACAUUAAUUUUGAAAUUAGGUUCAUGGUUGAUACAAAGAUAGUUGGAUGCAAUUGGAUUGAAAUACCCCCUAAAAAGUAUAAUUUAUUAACUUCUGGUGGACCUCGGCCACCUGCUUCACGUUGUCAGAUUGAAAUAGAAGUCGAUUGGAAUGAUUUAAUUUCUCAUGAACCAGAAGGGGAUUGGUCCAAAAUCGCCCCUGUGCGCAUAUUAAGUUUUGAUAUUGAAUGUGCUGGUCGCAAAGGUGUUUUUCCUGAACCUAAUCAUGAUCCUGUAAUCCAGAUAGCAAACAUGGUUAUUCGGCAAGGGGAGAAAGACCCUUUCAUUCGUAAUGUUUUUACUUUGAAUACCUGUGCACCUAUUAUUGGUUCUCAAGUGCUGUCUUACCAAAGUGAACAACAAAUGUUGAAGGAAUGGGCAGAUUUUGUACGUGCUGUUGAUCCCGAUAUCAUUACUGGAUACAACAUACAAAAUUUUGACUUUCCAUAUCUUAUCAAUCGAGCUGCUCAUCUGAAAGUAUCGAGUUUCCCUUUUUUGGGUAGAAUGAAAAAUAUCAGGACUGUUAUAAAAGAUUCUGUAUUGCAAUCUAGGCAGAUGGGCAAGCGUCAAAAUAAGGUGAUUAAUCUGGAAGGAAGGAUACAGUUUGACUUACUACAGAUUCUUGUUAGAGAUUAUAAACUUAGAUCUUAUACUCUUAAUGCUGUGAGUUAUCACUUUCUUCAAGAACAAAAAGAGGAUGUACAACAUUCCAUCAUUACAGAUCUGCAGAAUGGAAAUGAUCAAACUAGGAGAAGACUUGCUGUUUACUGCUUGAAAGAUGCAAUGCUACCUUUGCGUCUUCUUGAAAAACUUAUGUGUGUUAUUAAUUAUAUGGAAAUGGCCCGUGUUACUGGAGUUCCUUUAAGUUAUUUGCUUAGUAGAGGUCAACAGAUUAAAGUUGUUUCCCAACUUCUCCGAAAGGCCAUUGAACAUGAUUUUGUAAUUCCUACAAUGAAGACUGAGGUUGGAGAUGAUUUCACUGGAGCUACUGUCAUUGAACCAGUGAAAGGCUAUUAUAGUGAUCCAAUUUCAACGCUUGACUUUUCAUCUCUAUACCCUUCAAUUAUGAUGGCUCAUAAUUUAUGUUAUUCAACAUUAGUGCAGUCAGUUGUCAUGCGAGAUCAGUUGGGUCCAGAUAAUUUCAUAAAGACUCCAUCUGAAAAUCUUUUUGUCAAAAAGACGGUUCGAAAAGGACUAUUGCCUGAAAUUUUGGAACAUCUUUUGUCAGCUCGAAAAAGAGCUAAAGAUGAACUAAAGAAAGAAACAGAUCCAUUUAAAAAGAAAGUGUUGGAUGGCCGACAGCUUGCUUUAAAAAUUAGUGCCAAUUCUGUUUAUGGAUUUACUGGAGCCCAAGUUGGAAAGCUGCCUUGCCUUGCUAUUUCUCAGAGUGUUACAGCUUUUGGAAGAAUGAUGAUUGAACAAACCAAAGAGCUUGUGGAAAAGAAAUAUACAGUAGAAAAUGGAUACCCACAUAAUGCUAAAGUCAUUUAUGGUGAUACUGAUUCUGUGAUGGUGAAAUUUGGAGUAAAAACCGUCUCAGAAGCAAUGGAAUUAGGCAGAGAAGCAGCUGCAUUUGUUUCUGGUCAUUUCGAGAAACCUAUCAAACUCGAAUUUGAAAAGGUAUAUUAUCCAUAUCUAUUAAUUAAUAAGAAGCGUUACGCUGGAUUGUACUUCACCAAACCAGAAAUUCAUGAUAAAAUGGACUGCAAAGGAAUUGAAACUGUAAGAAGAGAUAAUUGUCCUUUGGUGGCUAAUCUGAUUAACACAUGUUUAGAAAAACUUUUAAUUGAUAGGGAUCCAAAAGGUGCCACUGAAUAUGCCAAGCAAACCAUUGCUGAUUUAUUAUGUAAUAGAAUUGACAUAUCACAGCUUGUCAUUACCAAGGAAUUAACCAAGACUGAUAAGGAAUAUGCAGCAAAACAAGCUCAUGUAGAACUAGCACAUAGGAUGAAAAAACGUGAUCCUGGCAGUGCACCAAAUCUUGGAGAUCGUGUUCCCUAUGUAAUCAUAGCUGCAAGUAAAAAAACUGCUGCAUAUUUGAAAUCAGAAGAUCCUAUAUAUGUACUAGAGAACAGUAUUCCUAUAGAUACUCAGUACUACUUGGAGAAUCAAAUAUCAAAACCUUUGAUUCGUAUUUUUGAACCAAUACUGGGUGAAAAAGCAGAAUCUAUUCUGUUAUGUGGUGAUCACACUCGUACAAAAACAGUUGUCACAUCUAAAAUUGGUGCAUUAUCUGCCUUUACUAAGAAAAAGGCAACUUGUGUUGGAUGUCGAUCACUUUUAGAUAAUGAAGAUGCUGCUGUGUGUGACCAUUGUAAACCUAAAGAAAGUGAAAUAUACCAAACAGAGAUGGCUUAUCUCAACUCUUUUGAAGAAAAAUUUGGACGUCUAUGGACAGAAUGUCAAAGAUGCCAAGGAAGUUUACAUGAAGAAGUUUUGUGUACUAGUCGAGAUUGUCCAAUUUUCUAUAUGAGAAAGAAAGUGCAGAAAGAUCUCAGUGACCAAGAAAAAGUGUUGAUGCGAUUUGGCAGUGUAAUGGAUUGGUGAAAACUGAAAAUUAUUUUAUUUUAUACUGUUCAUGAUGUCUGUAUGUUAUUUGUAUCUGAAAUUCAAAUACACUGUAAAUAAACUUAUUUUAUCUUAUAAGU